AUGCAUCCAAUAAUCUUCUUCUCCAAAAUGGAUUUUAGUCAGAGCAAUUUAUUUGGAUACAUAGAAGACCUGCAGGAGCUAACUAUUAUAGAGAGGCCAGUACGCAGGAGCCUGAAGACACCAGAAGAAAUAGAAAGAUUGACAGUUGAUGAAGAACUCAGUGAUAUUGAAAGGGCUGUUUAUCUACUCAGUUCUGGCCAGGAUAUCCAAGGAACAAGUGUGGUGGCAAAUCUUCCAGUCCUGAUGCGACAGAAUCCUGCAGAAACACUUCGUCGGGUUUUACCGAAAAUCAGAGAGGUGCUGCAUGUUGCAGGAGUGGAAAUGCAGUUAACAGCUGCUGUUUCAUUUUUGACUGUUCUGCAAGAGGAGUCAGUGUCCAUUCAUACGUACUCGCACUCCUUCCUACACAUCAUUCUCCAGCACCUGGAACACAGAGAUGCAGGUGUCAGCAAUGCAUGGCUAGAAACUCUUCUUGCUGUAAUAGAAGCUUUACCAAAAGAGACUAUCAGACACGAGAUCCUGAAUCCACUUGUUUCCAAAGCACAGCUUUCUCAAACACUUCAGUCCCGCUUAGUUAGUUGUAAAAUCAUGGGAAAAUUAGCUAACAAAUUUGAAGCUCAUAUUAUUAAAAGAGAGGUUCUUCCAUUGGUAAAAUCACUGUGCCAGGAUGUGGAAUAUGAAGUUAGAACUUGCAUGUGUCGGCAACUGGAGCAUAUAGCUCAAGGAAUAGGGACAGAACUAACAAAAACUGUGGUGCUUCCUGAGUUAGUAGAACUGGCGAGAGAUGAGGGCAGCAGUGUACGCCUUGCAGCUUUUGAGACGUUAGUGAAUCUGCUCGAUAUGUUUGAUGCAGAUGAUAGGAGUCAAACUGUGCUCCCCUUAGUGAAAUCAUUCUGUGAAAAAUCCUUCAAAGCAGAUGAAUCUAUCCUAGUUUCUUUAUCUUUCCAUUUAGGGAAACUGUGUAAUGGAUUAUAUGGCAUUUUUACUCCUGAACAGCACUUAAGGUUUUUGGAAUUUUAUAAAAAGCUUUCCACGCUGGGUUUACAGCAGGAAAAUGGGCACAAUGAUAAUCAACUACAGCUUCAAACUCUGGAACAGGAAAAGAAGUAUAUUUCAGUGAGGAAGAACUGUGCUUACAAUUUUCCAGCCAUGAUUGUUUUUGUGGAUCCAAAGAACUUCCAUUUAGAACUAUAUUCUAUAUUCUUCUGCCUUUGUCAUGACCCUGAAGUUCCUGUCAGAUAUACUAUGGCCAUAAACUUCUAUGAAGUCGCUAAGCUUUUAAAUUCUGGUGUGUAUACAAUACAUAAAGAACUGGUUACACUAUUACAGGAUGAGUCACUGGAGGUAAUAUACUUUUAUUGGAACUUUCUUUUGCUUGUUACAUUGAGGCAGAUUAUCUUGAUGUUUAAUAAUUCUGCAGUAAGACAUGGAUCAGAAAGCAAGUUAUUGUCUAUUCCUGACUUGAUACCUGCAUUAACAACAGCAGAACAGAGAGCAGCAACUUCUUUAAAGUGGAGAACUCACGAGAAGUUACUACAAAAAUAUGCAUGUCUCCCUCAUAUCAUAUCAAGUGAUCAGAUUUAUUACCGUUUUCUUCACAGAAUGUUGACAAUCGUUUUGACAAAUAAUGUCCUGCCAGUCCAAAAAGCAGCUGCUCGAACUCUCUGUGUUUAUUUACGUUAUAAUCGCAAGCAAGAACAGCGGCAUGAGGUUAUUCAGAAACUGAUUGAACAACUGGGCCAAGGAAAAAGUUAUUGGAACAGGCUUCGGUUUUUAGAUACUUGUGAAUUCAUUAUGGAGCUGUUUUCAAAAUCAUUCUUCUGCAAAUACUUCUUUCUACCUGUGCUUGAACUUACACAUGAUCCAGUGGCAAAUGUGAGAAUGAAGCUAUGCUAUUUGUUGCCAAAAGUAAAAUCUACUCUGAAGAUUCCCACUGAUAAACAUUUACUUCAACAGUUGGAAUUAUGUAUAAGGAAACUUUUGUGUCAAGAGAAAGACAAAGAUGUCCUGACUAUUGUAAAAAGAACAGUGUUAGAAUUGGACAGAAUGGAGAUCUCUGUAGACGCUGAACAAUUAGAAAAAGAGAAGCAGCAAAAUGAAGGAAGAUCUACAAAUGUUAAUGACAAAAUGUUUGAAAAGAAGCGUAGAGACAGUAAAACAUCAUCAGUGUUGGCAAAAAGUAUCACACUCUCUGUUCCUGGAAGCUCUUCUGGCACAUCAGCAGGCAAAGACGACAAGAAAUCCAAGUUGGUUCGAAGCCAGUCUUUCAGUACUCAAGCACUACACCCAAAAUACAGCAACAUAGACAAGUGUCCUAAUAAAAGCUCUGCUACAGGAUAUACAUCUUCAGUAUCAGGAAUGGGAAAGAGUUGUAUGUUUUUCUUUAGUGAUGAUUCAUUCCGGACUCAUUCUACUGGUAAUAGUGGGAAUGCUGCCUUCCCUUCCAGUUCUUCUCGCAACUUAUUUAACUCAGCUGACCAAAAGAACAAUGGAAAUAAGGAGAGUCAGUCCCGAAAGAUGAGCAUAAAAAACAGAAAAUCAAACUCCUAGAACUUCUGACAGAAAAAGAAGGGAACCAGAGACUGGUGGAAGCAACGUUCCGGCGAGAUAAGGUGGGAGCGGCAGAUGGGACUCUCUAAUGCCUGGAAUGAAUACAAUGCAUCUUGCAAUGUUAAAACUUUUUAUCUUUUAAAUAAAAACCCAAGCUGUAAAAUAUGUUCCAAUAAGUAAUGUAAUGGUUGCAGAAUUCUAACAUUGUAGUGAAAUGUUAUGAAAUAUAACUUCAGCUAUGUGCUCUUAACUGCUGUAGCUAAAGAGAGGAUUUUGUUUUCUUCAAUUAUGCCUUUGUAGUUCAAAUUCUUGGAUUUAGAAUGCACAUAUCCGUUACUUAAUUGGCUUAUUUCCAAUUUUAGCAAUUCUUAGCACCCAUCUUUUAUGCAAGAAAGAGAAGGAAUUGUUAUGAAUAUGAAAAAGUAAUCCCACAUUUUAAAGAACCUUCAAACCUAAUUUAAGACCAAAGUCCAGAACCAUUGAUCAGUCUAUAAAAAAAUCAACUUCAGUAGCAUUGUGCUGUGAAUUUGGAGGUAACGUUUUUACAAGUACUAAGUAAAGUUCAUAAAAAUCCUGUGUAAGUUUCAAAGCAAUCUAAAAGCAGAUGUCGCCAGAUGAUAUAAAAAAUAAUUUUAUUUCGUAAGUUUUGUUGUAUAAAUACUUGUUUUAAUUUUUAGUAUUUCAGAUUGUAUUUUCACUUGAAUAAUUUAUAAUGAUGAAUCUAGUUUUUAACCAGCUGCUAUUGCAAGCUAUCAUGCUUUAGUGAUGUCAUCUGCAUUUGUUUGUAUUAAUGCUAAUGUUUCUAUCAAAAUUUGUCUGUGGAAAAACAUGCGAUUCUAUUUUAAAAAGUUCUAUUUAUGCCAAUACUUGAGAGAGCCUAUGAAGCUAUUGUCAGCUUCUCUAUUUCAAAAUGGAAGCAGUAUAAAUAUAUUGAUAUCAGAAAUAUGUGAUUUUUACAAUUUAUUGGUGUAUGAUAAAGAUGAUCUGAUCUGUGAAUGCAUAUGUGUGUGUGGUUACUUUUUAUAAUGUAAAAAUACAAAUGAUGAUUUACUCGAAAUAAAACCUAGGACAAUGCUGUACAUGCAUGUUCUUGAAAAAAAAAUUCUCAGGGCAUCUUUUAUAAUUAAAAUAAAUAAAAGCA
Molecule: messenger RNA, 3691 nt
Organism: Aptenodytes forsteri (emperor penguin)
Lineage: Eukaryota; Metazoa; Chordata; Aves; Sphenisciformes; Spheniscidae
Gene: PPP4R4
Product: protein phosphatase 4 regulatory subunit 4
Exons: 24
Coding region: 1-2550 (849 amino acids)
Cellular component (GO): cytosol; protein serine/threonine phosphatase complex
Molecular function (GO): protein phosphatase regulator activity
Source: RefSeq, a predicted model, not a curated record